Molecule: messenger RNA, 1245 nt
Organism: Plasmopara halstedii
Lineage: Eukaryota; Oomycota; Peronosporomycetes; Peronosporales; Peronosporaceae
Product: RxLR-like protein
Exons: 2
Coding region: 1-1245 (414 amino acids)
Biological process (GO): Golgi organization; endoplasmic reticulum organization; endoplasmic reticulum to Golgi vesicle-mediated transport
Cellular component (GO): COPII-coated ER to Golgi transport vesicle; endoplasmic reticulum-Golgi intermediate compartment; endoplasmic reticulum membrane
Molecular function (GO): D-mannose binding
Source: RefSeq, a predicted model, not a curated record
AUGGUGUCUCAUGUGCAGCUGCUGAGUUUGAUGGCAUUGCUCGCCUUGCUACAGUCUUCUUCCACUAGCGCUAAGCGUCUAGAUCUUGUAUCUUUUGAGAAACCUUUUGACGACGUUGACGCAGGAGGCUUGCGACAGCUUGGAGAAAACUUUGUGUAUGGUGGCGAUGCGGCUGUAAACCGCCACUUUGCUCGCCUUACACCUGACCGACAGAGCAAGCGUGGUUUUAUAUGGGGAAAACAAAAGUUGGCGGUCAAAGAAUUUACUGCAGUGCUUACGUUUCGUAUCAGUGGCCAGGCUAAAUCCUGGUUUGGCGAUGGUUUGGCUCUCUGGCUUACGACCAGUGAGUACAUGCCGGGUGAUAAUCACGGCUUUAUUGGGGAAUACAAGGGAAUUGGCAUUCUAUUUGAUACUUUCGUCAAUAAGGAGCAUAGUGGUGGUCACAAAGAUGUUACGUUCUUUGAAAAUGACGGCACCAAGACACUUGACCAAUUAAACGACAUGGAGAAGCAGGGCUGCAUGGCACCCGGUAUUCGUUACCACGAGAAAAACGCGGCGUUUAACCCGUCACUUAACAUGUCUCGUGCUAAGAUUACUUACACGCAGGCUGAUCAGCACAUUACGAUUCUGGUGGACGCCGAUGCGUCGGGUAAUUGGAUCAAGUGCUACAGUCAGCGCCUAAAUUUUGGAGACGACUGGAUGAGUGAUGCAUACGUUGGCAUCUCAGCCUCGACAGGAAGUCUAGCCGACAAUCACGACGUCAUUUCUAUCAAGGUGUAUGAUGACGUGAUUGACUCGCUAGUAGACCAAGAGGAUGAGAAGCAUCGCAAUGCCAAAGACAAGACGCUCGAAGCCAAACUUAGCGAAGGAAGUAUUGAUGACAGGAUGAAGGUGGUGAAACAAAAGUAUACUCAUUUAAUUGAGGAAUUCGAGUAUAAGAUCACUUCACUGAAAGAGUCAACGGACACUACGAUUCAAAGGCUCAAGCAACAGGAAAUUGAAGAUGAAAAGCGUAUCGAGGAGCUUGAGGCUUGGGCGAACGGAAAAGUGCGUGAGCGUGUGCACAGCACCGAAAACGCUAUUCGAGACCAAGUAAAUCUACAACUGGAAGCUACUGUGAAGGAAACCGCUGCCAAGUCUAGUGGAUGGAAGACUCCAUUUUUCAUUGUUGUGAUUAUUAUCGCUGGGAUUGUCGCUGUCGGUUACCAAAAGUAUCAGGCGCUUCGCAAGACACACUUCCUGUAA